GUGCUCAGCGACUCCAUCCGCAUCACGGCGCACGCCGCCAUCCCGGUGCUGUCGUUCAUCACGGCCCCCGAGGAGGCCGCCUCGGAGCUCGCCGAGGCGGAGGACGCCGCCGCGCCCCCCGGCGGGCGGUGGCGACGGGGUGGAGGAAAGCCACCACGGCAGAACACGCGGCAACCUGCAGACCUGGUGAGGAAGGAACACAUGAAAACGGUGGCAAAGUUAUUGGUGGUGUUGACGCGCCUAACGCUCACGAGCGCGGCCGAGUUGAGGGAGAUCACAGGCAUGCUGCGGCGCACGGUGUUGUGA
This is a messenger RNA of Prorocentrum cordatum, 306 nucleotides long. The record is from the annotation of a GenBank genome assembly. NCBI's taxonomy places the organism in Eukaryota, Dinophyceae, Prorocentrales, Prorocentraceae.